CGGAGUCAUCUGAAGCACUUCUACCCGGUUUAAUGUUUUGCAUUACUUCAGCUUGUUUGUGAAACCGUUUUUCUUGAUGUUGUUCGACUUUGGUGAGAAGAUUCUUCACAGUCUGAUGACCCCGUCCAGGGGUUGAGCUGCAGAGCGAUGAAGACAGGCUCCCAAAUCCGCCUGUUACUAUGGAAGAACUGGACUCUUCGCAAAAGGCAGAAGAUCCGAUUCCUGGUGGAGAUUUCCUGGCCCGUCUUGUUAUUCAUUGGUCUGGUGUGGCUGAGGAAGGCCAAUCCUCUCUACCAGCAGCAUGAAUGUCACUUCCCCAACAAGGCCUUGCCUUCGGCAGGGAUUCUCCCCUGGAUGCAGGGUAUCUUUUGCAACGCUAACAACCCCUGCUUCAGAUAUCCAACACAGGGAGAGUCACCGGGCAUCGUUUCCAACUACAACAACUCAGUACUGGCACAAUUCUACGUUGACAUCCAGGAGCUUCUGCUUAAUGAGACAGAGGUCCGGCAGUAUGGUAGACUUUGGCGUGAGAUGGCGUCCUUCUCAAACUUUAUGGACACGUUACGCAACAAUCCGUCCGCCGUUGCAGGCCGUGGGCUGAAGAUUGAUGACGUUCUGAAGGACGAUGAGAUCCUUACGGCCUUCCUGUUAAGAGACGCAGGCCUCUCUGAAUCUGUUGUUUACCAACUGGUCAAUGCCCAGCUACGUCUGGAACAGUUUAGUUUUGGUAUCCCAGACCUACAGUUGAAAGACAUAGCAUGCAGUCAAGCCUUGCUGGAGCGCUUUAUCAUCUUCCCCAGUCGAAUGGGACUCCAUGGGGUGCGCAAUGCCAUGUGUGCCCUCAGCCAGCAAAGGCUGCAGAGAAUUGAAGACAUCCUUUAUGCAAAUCUGGACUUCUUCAAGAUCUUCAGACUGAUGCCUCAGGUUCUGGACAGCCAGGGGAUUGAUCUACAUUACUGGGGUCUGGUUCUCAAGGGAGCGUCAGAGAAGAUCCAAGUUCUGCUGAAACGAGAGAGCUCUCAGGAGCUCCUCAGGGUGGCCUCCUCUCUGUUCCAAGCUGGGGGUCCCUCCUCCUUCACCCAGCUGAUGUCUGGGGUGUCCAGCCUGUUCUGCGGAUACCCAGAAGGAGGGGGCUCCAGUGUUCUGUCCUUCAACUGGUAUGAAGACAACAACUACAAGGUGUUCCUGGGGGUGAAUGGCAGCAAAAAUCACAACUAUGUCUAUGAUGACGCCACCACUCCGUUUUGUAAUUCCCUGAUGCAAACCCUGGAGUCCAACCCCGUCACAAAGAUUGUGUGGAAUUUCGUCAAGCCCCUGCUGAUGGGAAAGAUCCUGUACACGCCCGACUCCCCGGCCGUCCGACAGAUAUUAAAGAGUGCUAAUACAACAUUUGAGGAGCUGGAGAGACUCCAGAACAUGGCCAAGGCCUGGGAGGAGGUUGGACCUCAGCUGUGGGCUUUCUUCAACAACAGUGUCCAGAUGAACAUGAUCAGGGACACCCUGAGGAACCCAACAGUGAUGGACUUCGUUGACAACAGUCUGGUGGAAAGCACGUUUUCAACUAGAGAUAUUCUCAACUUUCUGCACAACGGGCCAGAGGCUGACAGGGAGGAGGGAAUGCCAAACUUGGACUGGCGGAAUAUUUUUAACAUCGCUGACCAAAUCAUACGCAUGUUCAACCAAUACGGAGAGUGUGUCAGCCUGGAUAAGUUUGUGGCUUACACAGAUGAGUCCCAGAUGAUUCAUCAGGCUCUGUACCUGCUGGAGGAGAACAAGUUCUGGGCAGGUGUGGUUUUUAUGGACAUGUAUCCCUGGACCACAACCGUUCCUCAACACGUCAAAUACAAGAUCCGCAUGGACAUAGACUCAGUGGAGAGGACCAACAAGAUUAAAGACAGAUACUGGGAUCCCGGCCCCAGAGCGGACCCAAUGGAGGACCAGAGGUACCUGUGGGGUGGCUUUGCGUACCUGCAGGACAUGAUCGAACAUGGGAUCAUCAAGCUUCACACCGGAAAUGACUGGCCACUGGGGGUUUACGUUCAGCAGAUGCCAUAUCCUUGCUACGUCGAUGACCUCUUCAUGAUCACAUUGAACCGCUGCUUCCCCAUGUUCAUGGUUUUGGCCUGGAUUUAUUCAGUGUCCAUGAUAGUGAAGAGCAUCGUCUUAGAGAAGGAGCUGCGCCUCAAAGAGACCCUCAAAGCCAUGGGGGUCAACAAUGGGGUCAUUUGGUACACAUGGUUCAUCGACAGCUUCAUCAUGAUGACUGCAAGCACAGCGCUGCUGACAGCCAUCAUAAUUGGCGGAAAGGUGCUGAAUUAUAGCGACCCACUCCUUGUCUUCUUCUUCCUGCUGAUUUUCACUGUGGCCACCAUCAUGCAGUGUUUCCUGAUGAGUGUGUUUUUCAACAAAGCCAACCUGGCUGCUGCCUGCAGUGGAAUCAUCUACUUCACCUUCUACCUGCCUCACAUCCUGUGUUUUGCGUGGCAGGACCGCAUUACCAGCAACAUGAAAUUGGCGGCAAGCUUGCUCUCUCCUGUAGCCUUUGGCUUUGGGACCGAAUACCUUUCACGGUAUGAAGAGCAAGGUUUGGGCUUGCAGUGGAACAACAUUCAGACCAGCCCCUUAGAGAAAGACACUUACUCCUUCCUCACCUCCAUCCUCAUGAUGGUGUUUGAUGCCGUCCUCUAUGGAAUCCUGGCCUGGUAUCUGGACAACGUGUUCCCAGGACAAUAUGGCAUCGGUCGACCGUUCUACUUCCCUCUUCAACCCUCCUACUGGCAGAAACCUGCACCGUCGUACCAAGAAAUUACCGAGCAAGAUUCCAAGAAACCAGAAGCAGAGAACCAGGAGCUGGAUGUUGAGAGCAGAGGCACGCCCGAGACUUAUACUUGCAAUGGCUCGGCCAGCAAGAAAACCUGCAAGCACCAAAGUAAGAGAGAGCGCCUGGAGAGAGAAAGGGAGCUGCUGAAACAACAACAAGAAAAUCCAAACCAGGAGGAGGAGGAGGAUGCGAAUGCUAGGAGUGAAGGUCCGGUGUUCUUUGAGCAGGAUCCCCUGGGCCUGGUGUUGGGGGUGCAGAUCCAGGAUCUGGUCAAGGUGUAUGACGGAAGCUCUCGUCCAGCUGUGAACUGUCUCAACAUCUGUUUCUACGAAGGGCAGAUCACAUCCUUCCUGGGGCACAAUGGGGCUGGAAAAACAACAACACUGUCCAUUCUUACUGGUCUCUAUCCUCCCACAUCCGGCACAGCCUACAUCAACGGAAGAGACAUUAAAACAGACAUAGACAUCAUCCGUACAUCUAUGGGCAUGUGCCCUCAAUACAACAUCCUCUUCAAUCAUCUCACAGUGGAGGAGCACAUCCUGUUCUACUCGCUGCUGAAGGGUCGGACUCCAGACGAGGCUCAGGCAGAGGUGGAGAACAUGUUGUUGGACCUUGGCCUGUCUCACAAGCGAGACGAAGAGGCUCAGAACCUUUCAGGCGGUAUGCAAAGAAAACUGUCUGUUGCCAUGGCAUUUGUCGGAGGAUCCAAGGUUGUCAUUCUGGAUGAGCCCACCUCAGGAGUGGACCCGUAUUCCCGAAGAUCCAUUUGGGAUCUCCUGCUGAAAUAUAGAACAGGCCGCACCGUGAUUCUGUCUACACAUCACAUGGAUGAGGCCGACCUGCUGAGUGACCGAAUCGCCAUCAUCUCCAAAGGACAGCUUUACUGCUGCGGGUCCCCCCUUUUCCUCAAAAACUGUUUUGGAGUCGGCUUUUAUCUAACACUCGUACGCCGCAUGAAGGACAUCAGGAAGCGAGAGAAUGAAUGCGAUUGUGCUUCAGACUGCUCGUGUUCCUGCUCCAUCUGCACCAAAUACAAAGAUCAGUCUCAGAAUCAGCACCAGCAACUAGACAGAGUUCUGGAGGGGGACAUCGACAACAUCACCAGUCUGAUCCACCACCACGUUCCCGAGGCAAAGCUCAUUGAGACCAUCGGACAGGAGUUGACCUAUUUGCUCCCUAACAAAGGGUUCAAACAUCGAGCCUAUGCCAGCCUGUUUAGAGAGCUGGAGGAAACUCUUGCUGAUAUGGGUCUGAGCAGCUUUGGCAUCUCUGAUACAUCCUUAGAGGAGAUAUUUCUAAAGGUCACAGCAGAUGGAGAAGCAGCAAAUAAUGCCACCACUGCUGAACAGUGGAUGUUGCAGGGAAGACAAAAUGGCAGCAAAGUUGGUGUAGGCCAAGAGGAAGAGAAUAACGGUGUAAAUGGGAUUACCGCUGACUGCAGUGCAGGGAAGGGAUCCAGACAGGUGAAGGGCUUUUCACUAAUCCUGAAGCAUUUCCAUGCUUUGCUGGUGAAGAGAUUCCAUCACGCUACGAGAAGCAGAAAAGACUUCCUGGCACAGAUUAUGCUUCCUGCCACUUUUGUCCUUAUUUCUCUGAUCUUCACGCUGAUUGUCCCUCCAUUUGGAGAAUAUCCCAGCCUAACUCUGACGCCCUGGAUGUACGGACAACAGUUCACCUUCUUCAGCAAUGAGCGUCCGUUUGACCCCAGAAUGAAGCACUUCACAGAUCGUUUGUUAAGCAUGCCGGGCCUUGGCACACGAUGCAUGCACAGAGAGCUGUCAGAGAUGAUGUGCAACACCAGUGCCUCAGACUGGGAGCAACCUGGCGUCUCCCCUGUGGUCCACAACAUAUUACAGAGUCCUGAAUGGAACCAACGCAAUCCGUCGCCUUCCUGCCAGUGCAGCACCAACAAGAAGCUGACCAUGAUGCCCAUCUGUCCUGCUGGGGCGGGAGGCUUGCCCCCUCGGCAGCGGGUGGAGGCCACGGGAGACAUCAUGCUGGAUCUGACCGACCGGAAUAUCUCAGACUAUCUGGUGAAAACCUACCCCAGUCUCAUCAGAACCAGCUUAAAGAGCAAAUACUGGGUGAAUGAACAAAGGUAUGGAGGCCUCUCCAUAGGAGGUCAACUUCCCAUCCUAGAUGUGGAUCCUAGAGACAUCCAGAAUUUUUUCCAUCAGCUGGGACGGAUGCUCAACAUAACGGGGGGUCGUUACUCCAGACUUGCCCUGAGGGAGAUCGGUACGUUCCUACACUUCAUGGAGAGCGAGUUUCAUGUAAAGGUGUGGUAUAAUAACAAAGGCUGGCACGCCAUGGUGGCCUUCAUGAAUGUGGCCAAUAACGCCAUUCUGCGAGCCUUCCUCCCUUCGUUCGCCAAACCUGUCGAGUAUGGGAUCACCGCCAUCAAUCACCCUCUGAAUCUCACCAAAGAGCAGCUUUCUGAAGUCACUGUGUUGACCACUUCAGUGGAUGCCGUUGUAGCGAUCUGUGUCAUUUUCGCCAUGUCCUUCAUCCCUGCCAGCUUCGUCCUCUACCUCAUUCAGGAGCGAGUGACCAAAGCCAAGCACCUGCAGUUUGUCAGUGGAGUGAGUCCUUGUGUUUACUGGGUGGCCAACUUCUUCUGGGACUUGAUGAACUACUUUCUCAGCACUGCAAUGGUGGUUGGCAUUUUCCUGGCAUUUGAUAAAAAGUGUUACACGUCACCAACUAACCUCCCAGCAUUAAUAGCUCUUCUUCUUCUUUACGGGUGGUCAGUGACACCCAUGAUGUACCCCAUGUCCUACGUAUUCAGUAUACCAAGCACUGCGUAUGUGUCUCUGUCCUGCAUCAAUCUGUUUAUUGGCAUCAACAGCAGCGCCAUCACUUUCAUCCUGGAACUCUUUGAAAACAAUCGGUCUCUGCUGACGUUUAACGAGUGGCUGAAGAAAUUGCUGCUGGUGUUUCCUCACUUCUGCCUGGGGCGAGGACUGAUCGACAUGGCCAUGAAUCAGGCUGUAACUGAUGUCUACGCCAGGUUUGGUGAAGAAUACAAAAUGGAUCCUUUUCGGUGGGACUUUGUGGGAAAAAACAUAUUUUUUAUGCUAGUGGAAGGCUUUGUGUACUUUAGUUUCAACCUUUUGAUCCAGUAUCGGUUCUUCUUGGACCACUGGCUACCAGACUGUAAACAGGCUGUAGUACAAAAUGAGGAUGAGGAUGUUGCAGAGGAAAGGCGGAGGAUAUAUGAGGGAGGAAGCAAGAAGAACAUCCUGCAGAUCAGAGACCUCUCAAAGACGUAUGUGGGCAGAAAGAGGGCAGCUGUGGACCGGAUUUGUGUGGGAGUCCCUGCAGGCGAGUGUUUCGGCCUUCUGGGAGUUAAUGGAGCUGGGAAGACAACAACUUUCAAAAUGUUGACAGGUGACACUGAUGCCAGCUCUGGAGAAGCUACCGUGGCUGGUUACAACAUCCUGACAGAAAUACUAGACGUGCACCAGAACAUGGGCUACUGCCCCCAGUUUGAUGCCAUUGAUGAGCUUCUUACCGGCAGGGAGCAUCUCUACCUUUACGCCCGACUCAGAGGGGUGCCUGAGUCAGAGAUCCCCAGAGUGGCAGAGUGGGGCAUCCAGAAGUUGGGCUUGACAGAAUACGCUGGCUGCAGCGCAGGAACCUACAGCGGAGGCAACAAGCGUAAACUGUCCACAGCUAUUGCAAUGAUUGGCUGCCCUGCACUGGUCCUGCUGGAUGAGCCGACGACUGGGAUGGAUCCGCACUCUCGGCGCUUUCUGUGGAACGCUAUUAUGAGUGUGAUUCAGGACGGCAGGGCUGUGGUGCUAACGUCACACAGCAUGGAGGAGUGUGAAGCUCUAUGCACCCGACUGGCCAUCAUGGUCAAUGGGACCUUCAAGUGUCUUGGUACCAUCCAGCACCUCAAAUACAAAUUUGGUGACGGCUAUGUUGUGACAAUGAAAAUCAAGGCGGCUAAAGCAGGCUUGUCUCCAGAACUGGAGCCUGUGGAGAGCUUUAUGGAGAGCUCCUUCCCCGGCUGUGUUCAGCGGGAGAAACACUACAACACGCUGCAGUAUGAAAUUGCCUCAUCCUCCCUGGCGAGGAUUUUCCAGUUGGUGGUGGCCAAUAAAGACAGGCUCAGCAUCGAAGACUACUCUGUUUCCCAGACAACACUGGACCAGGUGUUUGUCAACUUCGCCAAGCAACAGACGGGAGAGGACGACGAUGUGAGGCUGCACAGACGAACAGCAAGAAAAGACAUGAAGAUCUCUCCCGUGAAGAGGAAAUAAUGGGCAGCCACUUCUAAAUACUCUGAAAAAAACCCAGAAGGGUUUCCCUGCAUAGCAGUUAAUAUGAUACACAUUCCAUAACCCAGCAGCCUCGUCUAAAACUUUUGCUAACCAAGGUGUUCGUGAGUUAGUGAGGCCAUUCACCUGCCAAGUUGGUUUCUGCAGCCACAGCCAAACUCCAAAUGCCUUUGGCUCCUGAUGGGGAUUAAUUUGACCUGAUAUACCAAGCAUGUGUGACUCAUGAUUAUGACUUACAGUGUCUGUUAGCCCACAGAGACUGAUGUUGAAACAGAGAAAACCGCUCAUCGGACUGAUGGGUUAUUUAAAUAUGUACAUAUUGUAUAAGUUAUGAAUUAUUAAGCUUCCUAGACUUUUUUUUGUCUAUAUUAAAAACACAAAUCUAUUUUAUUAGGCAUAUGUACAUGAAAUAUUUAUUUGUCCUCAGACUGACUGAGUGCAAAAUAUGUUUACCAUUGCUUUUGUUCUGUUUGGUCAUUUGCUAUGCAUUAAAGUUUAUCUGCUGUGUUUUA
Molecule: messenger RNA, 7619 nt
Organism: Gambusia affinis (western mosquitofish)
Lineage: Eukaryota; Metazoa; Chordata; Actinopteri; Cyprinodontiformes; Poeciliidae
Product: retinal-specific phospholipid-transporting ATPase ABCA4-like
Exons: 50
Coding region: 148-7089 (2313 amino acids)
Biological process (GO): lipid transport; transmembrane transport
Cellular component (GO): membrane; intracellular membrane-bounded organelle
Molecular function (GO): ABC-type transporter activity; ATP binding; ATP hydrolysis activity
Source: RefSeq, a predicted model, not a curated record